Odocoileus virginianus texanus is the source of this 1527-nucleotide messenger RNA. RefSeq names its product nucleosome assembly protein 1 like 3 (gene NAP1L3). Lineage: Eukaryota; Metazoa; Chordata; Mammalia; Artiodactyla; Cervidae. Gene Ontology annotation, cellular component: chromatin; nucleus. The record is from RefSeq and is a predicted model, not a curated record. Gene Ontology annotation, molecular function: chromatin binding; histone binding. Gene Ontology annotation, biological process: nucleosome assembly.
GCCGCCACCGUCCAAGCAUCCGUGAGUCAUUUUCUCCCCAUCUCUGGGCACGCGGUAGUGACCACCCUAAGAGGUUUGCAGGCCUGCAGAAUGGCAGAAGCGGAUCCUAACAGGGUCUCGGAGCCUGCCGCCCAGGGGGUGGAUGAAGAGGUGGUAGCUAUCUUGUCUAGCGAUUCAGGGGACGAAUCUGACAGCAGCAGCUCUAGCAGCAGCAGCAGUGGCCGCAGCCCCUUCUAUAGAAGUAUAAGUGUACCUGGGCCUUCCAGAAGUGUGCGGCGGACUCCGUCAGGUAGAAGUUUCGUGGAUCGGCUGCCUCGGGCAGUUAGAAAUCGUGUGCAGGCUCUCAGAAAUAUUCAAGACGAAUGUGACAAGGUAGAUGCCCUGUUUUUAAAGGCAGUUCAUGAUCUUGAACGAAAAUAUGCCGAACUCAAUAGGCCUCUGUACAACUGGCGAUUUGAAAUCAUCAAUGCAGAAUAUGAGCCCACGGAAGAAGAAUGUGAAUGGAAUUCGGAGGAUGAGGUGUUCAGCAGCGAUGAAGAGAUACAGGAAGACUCUAGUGAGAUGCCUGCUUUAGAGGGUGAGGAAGAAGAGGAUGAUCUGGAAGCAAAAUCUGAGGUCAAGGCUGAAGAAAAUGUAACACCAAUAGAAAAUCCAAAAGCAAAGAUUGAAGAAAAAGCAGAGUCCAAAGAUGCUCUGGAGGCCUAGCCUGAAGUAAAAGAAGAUACAAAAGAAGCCCCCCAGGCAAAGGCAGAAGAUAAAGGGCAGACUAAAGCAGCAGAGGCUAAGACCAGGACUCCAGGAAAAGAGGCCCCAAAAAGAGUUCCUGAGGUCACGCCUGAAGAAAGAGCUCUUAAAAGAGCUCGCAAAGGAAAGCCUAAAAGAGAAGAUCCUAAAGGCAUUCCCGACUAUUGGCUGACUGUGUUCAAGAAUGUUGACAAGCUGGGGCCCAUGAUUCAGAAGUAUGAUGAGCCCAUUCUUAAGUUCCUGUCUGAUGUUAGCUUGAAGUUUUCAAAACCCGGCAGGCCUAUAAGUUACACAUUUGAAUUUUGCUUUCAACCUAAUCCAUACUUCAAGAAUGAGGUGCUGACCAAGACAUAUAUAAUAAAGUCAAAGCCAGAUCGCAAUGAUCCCUUCUUCUCUUGGGACUGGGAAAUCCAAGAUUGCAAAGGCUGUAAUAGAGGAAAGGAUGUCACAGUGACAACCACCCAGAGUCACACAGCUGCUACUGGACAAGUUGAAACCCAGCCAAGUGUGGUUCCUAAUGCAUCAUUCUUCAACUUCUUUAGCCCUCCUGAGAUUCCUACUGUCGGAAAGCUUGAACCACGAGAAGAUGCUAUCCUUGAUGAAGAUUUUGAAAUUGGUCAAACUUUACAUGAUAACGUCAUCCUGAAAUCAAUCUAUUACUAUACAGGAGAAGUCAAUGGUACUUAUAAUUUCGGUAAAGAUUAUGGAAACAGGAAAUAACAAAAAUAUAAAAGAGGCUGCAUGAAAGAAUUUUCAGGAAUCUCAAAUUUCAAGCAGAACUAA